Molecule: messenger RNA, 749 nt
Organism: Cylas formicarius (sweet potato weevil)
Lineage: Eukaryota; Metazoa; Arthropoda; Insecta; Coleoptera; Brentidae
Exons: 1
Coding region: 63-497 (144 amino acids)
Source: RefSeq, a predicted model, not a curated record
CCGCCGUAGUCGCCGCUUUAGCGCGACCUGCGGUCGCGUUCAGUCUUCUGCGGCACCUUUCUAUGUUGGUACCCGCGAAGUGGCGUCCUGUUUUUCUGGUGUUUGUAAACGCGGCCGUCGCAGCGAAACGGACCAUGUUCAACCUCUACCAGAACAUUAACAAGAAGGAGGAGCAAGAGAAAGAACCGCAGGUGAUAGGCCACGAGAGGUUCUACCAGGAGAGGGCGUCCAGGUCGGGUUCGAAGAAGAAAAAGAGGCCGCCGCGUAGGGCGCAGAGUGCAGGAGAGUUUUCCAACUCUACCCUGUCCGCGGCCAGCAAGAGGGCGGCCUUCCGAGCUCGCAGCCAGAGUUCGGAGAAUCGGUGCGAUUGCGACGCGAAGAGUACCAACUCCCAACGGUCCGAGUCGCUAGUCAAGCUGUUUACCGGAUUUAAAAGGUUCCAUUCUGGAUGUCAGUCGCGGCGUUGCCACAUCGAUUCGUUAAUUUUCGCGCUUUAACUGUUAUCUUUUGGUUUGACGUUCUCGAUCUCGGUCAACUUGGUUUCCGGGUAUACUUGCGCCAGAAAUAUAGUGAUUUUACAACCGACCCCGCAAUUAACUGUUUAUUACAGCCAAACGGCUGCCCCUUAUAGAACACCGAGCAGACCCUAAACCGUAACUCUUCCAGGACCGUCCUAGGAAUUUAUCUAGCGGGAUAUGAGUAUGUUUUCAAUCUUUUUCGCCGAACAAUUCCUGAAACGUGUACAUAAA